AUGAAACAUCAUUGCAAUUCGAGACAGUACACCGCAGUACAACAAGUUACAGCUUACUUUUUGAGCGCAGAAUCGCAAUGUUGUGCCAGCAUGCCUACCAAAUACAAGUGCACUGGAAGUUGUUCCAGGGCUAGUUGGACCGAACAACAGUUAGCCGAAGCCAUUCAAGCCGUUAAUGAAAAUAGAAUGGGAGUUAAUGAGGCUGGUCGAAAUUUUGGGGUACCGGCAACCACUCUACGAAGAAGAAAAUUGAGAGAAAAUGUGAAGAAAGGCCCUCUUGGACCCUCCUCCACGUUAGGCGAAGCUGCUGAAGAAAAGUUGACCAAAUAUAUCAUAAAACUUCAAAAAAACGGAUUUUCUCCUACUCGAACCGAUGUGCGAAGUAUGGAUUUCAAAUUGGCCGAAGAGCUGAGCAUUAAACAUAAUUUUAAUAAGGAAUUAAGAUUAGCUGGUUUUCCAUGGCUGCAGUUGUUUCUGCAGAGAAACUCAAGGCUGUCAGUAAGAAAAGCAGAAGGGGUCUCCAUUGAUCGAUCCCUGGGUAUGAACAAAAAAGACAUUGAGGCUUACUUUCAGCUGCUAGAAAAUACUCUGAUCGGGAACGAUCUUAUGAAUAAACCUGGACAUAUCUACAAUAUGGAUGAGACGGGCUUACAACUCAAUAAUAGGCCGGGACAUGUUAUUGUUAAGAAAGGAUCUAAGAACAUCGCAAGUAUCAGUUCCGGUGAAAAGGGGGAAACCAUCACGUGGCUCAAAGAUCAGUUCGUUCCCAGAAAGCCGACAGGGGUAGUUUUGUUACUACUUGAUGGUCAUGCUUCACACUGCAAUAACGUUGACAUGCUAGAAUACUGUGUUGAACACAACAUCACACUGCUUUGCUUACCAAGUCAUACGACGCAAUUUUUACAGCCGCUAGAUAGAUGCUUUUUCAGAUCGCUAAAAUUAAACUACUACUCAGCUUGCAAUUUAUACAUUAAAAAUAAUCCAGGACGAAAGCUCACUAGAUUACAGUUUGGAAAGUUACUUGCUGAAGGGUGGAACAAGUCUGCAACUGUGAAUAAUGGAGCUUCGGCAUUCAAGGCUACGGGAAUUAUGCCAUUCAAUCCUUCUGCUAUCCAAGAUGACGCCUAUUUGACUGAAAUUAACAUCGUACUUCAGGCUCCUCAUGCAGGCAAAAAUAAACAAAUUCCAGAAGAUAGUUCUCAAAGUUUUAACAAAGCCUUAUCUCAUGAUGAUCAACAACCUUGCUGCAGUUGGCAGACUGAAGAUGAUUCUGUACCAGAAAAACAAAAUGAAUCGGUUGUAGAAACUAAUGCAAAUACUCCCGUGAAAAGUACCCCCGGAAAAAUGCUAGAUAUAAUCUCACCCGUUCCAGUUGUUUCCGCUGACGUCAAUUCGGUUCGAAAACGAAGCAAGCAGCUGGCAGAAAUUUUAACUACAGAGACAACAAUUGGUGAAAAAAGAACGCAGCGUCUAGAAAAAACAGAGAAAGAGCGAAAAGUAAAGACCAGAAAAUUAAAACCGGUUUUGAAGAAGCCAAAAGUGACUAAAAAGAAAACAAGGAAAGCUGCCAAAAGCGAUUCAUCCUCAGAUGAAGGACUAGAGGCACCGACAUUGGAUGACUCUUCAGAUGAUAUGGAUGACGAUGACCAGACUUGCACCGGUUGUGGCGAAAUAUAUUCCCAAACCACAAAAUCUGACGACUGGGUUAAUUGCAUAGGUUGCUCCAAAUGGUUUCACGAUUCCUGCUCCAAGUUUGUGAACUUUUGCCACGACUGUGGUGUUGUUAUAUGCAAAACAAAGUGA
Molecule: messenger RNA, 1803 nt
Organism: Acanthoscelides obtectus
Lineage: Eukaryota; Metazoa; Arthropoda; Insecta; Coleoptera; Chrysomelidae
Source: the annotation of a GenBank genome assembly